CUUUUAUUUUCUCGUGUUUUUUUUUUCUUUUUCUUUUUUUUGUUUGACUUCUAUCAAACUCGUAAGCUUCUCUCUAAGCCCUUCUCUCUCUGUUGCUUCGAUUCCCAAAGGGUUUAUAGAAGUUAUGAAUCCUAAUCCAGUGAGUACUACUAAUGCGUUUGUCAAACCUGUUCCAACUGAAGAAGAACAAGCAAAGAUUGAGGAAGUGAGGAAGCUGCUAGGGACAUUACCAGAGAAACUAUCGAGGUUUUGUUCUGAUGAUGAGGUUUUGAGGUAUUUAAGAGCUAGGAAUUGGCAUAUCAAGAAAGCUACUAAGAUGCUUAAAGAAACCUUGAAAUGGAGAGUCCAAUACAAACCUGAAGAGAUUUGUUGGGAGGAAGUAGCUGGUGAAGCUGAGACAGGGAAGAUAUAUAGAUCGACUUGUGUAGAUAAACUUGGAAGACCUGUUCUUGUUAUGAGACCAAGUGUUGAGAAUUCGAAGUCUGUGAAAGGUCAGAUUAGGUACCUUGUGUAUUGUAUGGAGAAUGCUAUUCAAAAUUUGCCACCAGGGGAGGAACAAAUGGUGUGGAUGAUUGAUUUCCACGGCUAUAGUUUGGCGAAUGUGUCGUUACGAACUACGAAAGAGACAGCUCAUGUGUUACAAGAACAUUACCCUGAGAGAUUAGCUUUUGCUGUUCUUUACAAUCCUCCUAAGUUCUUUGAACCCUUCUGGAAGGUGGCGAGGCCGUUCUUAGAGCCAAAGACACGGAACAAAGUGAAGUUUGUUUACUCUGAUGACCCAAACAGUAAGCAGAUAAUGGUUGAGAAUUUCGAUAUGGAGAAGAUGGAGUCAGCGUUUGGUGGAAACGAUGACUCGGGUUUCAACAUAAACUUGCAUUCAGAGAGAAUGAAAGAGGAUGAUAAGAAAAGACUAGCUGCCUUGGAGAACAUAGCUUCUGUUUCUCUAGACUCACUUAGCAUCUUAUCGGUCUCUGAUGGUGCCGCCUCUAACAGUACUGCUCACCUCAACUCUCAGGAUGUCUCUGAAGACGAGCAUCAACCUCAAACAAAGGGAUCUAUCCCAUGAUGAGUAUCAAAACAUUUGUAACUUCAUUCUAAGAAUCUACCUGCAAAAUCAUUGUAUGUUUUCGUAUUCUAUUCUCAACCGCGAAGAGACUCCAAAUGUAUUUUUUUCGAUUAGUAAUAAAACCAUGACAAAGAUGUGUAAUAGAAA
Messenger RNA from Capsella rubella, 1213 nucleotides. Its product is annotated as phosphatidylinositol transfer protein 3. Bases 125 to 1066 code for a protein of 313 amino acids. Gene Ontology annotation, molecular function: phosphatidylinositol transfer activity. The transcript is spliced from 6 exons. The record is from RefSeq and is a predicted model, not a curated record. NCBI's taxonomy places the organism in Eukaryota, Viridiplantae, Streptophyta, Magnoliopsida, Brassicales, Brassicaceae.